AUGUACGACAGAAAAGAAAACACUGCAUAUUACUUGCUUAAUGAGAAUAAAGAGAUCCGCGUCUGUAAAACUUUUCUGAUCAACACUCUGGGUAUCACACAACGGAUAAUACGGUCUGUUAUCGACGGAAAAGCACGGAAUGAUGGCUUUACGCCACCUGAUCAACGAGGAAAACACGGAAAGCAAUGCAAAUUGCAACCUGAAGUUAUACAAGCAGUAAAGGACCAUAUCGAAUCAAUUCCAAAGGUUGAAAGUCAUUAUCUCAGGGCUAAUACUAGCAGACAAUUCAUUGAUGGGGGUUUGACAGUCGCAGCAUUGCACAGAAAUUAUUCCGAAAUUCAGAAGCAACAAAACACGCCUAUUGUAAACUACGACGUCUACUCACGGAUUUUCAACCAAGAUUUUAACAAUGGAGUUUUCAAACCCAAAAAAGAUCGUUGCGAUGAGUGUGUGAAGCAUACGAAAAUGCCUCUGAAGUAG
Messenger RNA from Parnassius apollo (apollo), 480 nucleotides. The record is from the annotation of a GenBank genome assembly. Lineage: Eukaryota; Metazoa; Arthropoda; Insecta; Lepidoptera; Papilionidae.